AUGUCGGCCCCUCCUCUACAAAUUAUUAAUGACAAACAGUUGAACGCUCGUUCACACAACAUCCAUACUCCUAUAAAGGCAAAGCGGGCUGUUGCUGAACUGCAUUUAGCUGAUAGGGCUGCCGCUGUUAGUGUAAAACCUAGUCAUCAUCAUAAUGAUGCCAAUAAUCGUCAGCCGCCGCAAAAGAAAAAGAAAGAAAAGCUUUCUUCUCUAUGUAAGACCCCACCUUCAUUGAUCAAAACGAGAGGACGAGAUUACCACAGAGGCCACUUUCUAGGUGAAGGAGGAUUUGCCAGAUGCUUUCAAAUGAAAGAUGAUAAGGGAAAAAUUUUUGCUGCUAAAACUGUUGCAAAACUGUCCAUUAAAUCCGAGAAAACUAGAAGAAAGUUAUUAUCUGAAAUUCAAAUCCACAAAUCAAUGAAACACCCAAAUAUCGUACAAUUUACGGACUGUUUCGAAGAUGACACUAACGUUUAUAUUCUUUUGGAGAUUUGUCCUAAUGGUUCUGUUAUGGAGUUAUUGAGACAAAGAAAGCAUUUGACAGAACCUGAAGUGAGGUUUUGUAUGAUUCAAAUUAUUGGUGCUAUAAGAUAUAUGCACAGCAGAAGAGUUAUUCACAGGGAUCUUAAACUUGGAAAUAUCUUUUUUGACAAGGAUAAUAAUUUAAAGAUUGGUGAUUUUGGUCUUGCCGCCGUCCUUGCAAAUGAUAAGGAACGUAAGUAUACGAUAUGUGGCACGCCAAAUUAUAUAGCGCCCGAGGUGUUGACAGGAAAACACACCGGUCAUUCAUAUGAGGUUGAUAUAUGGUCCAUUGGUGUUAUGCUUUAUGCGCUAUUGUUUGGCAAACCGCCUUUUCAAGCGAAAGAGGUGGAGACCAUUUAUGAAAGGAUAAAAUGUAGAGAUUUCAGCUUCCCUGCAGAUAAACCAGUUUCAUCGGAUGCAAAGAAUUUAAUCUCUCAUAUAUUGCAGUUGAAUCCUGCAGCCAGACCUUCAUUAUAUGAAAUAACAGACAGCGUUUGGUUUAGAAACACUUUUCCACCAAAAUUGCCUGCGAAUAUUUCCAAGGAAACUCCAAACUUUGACCAUUUGAGUUUCAAUGAAUCGUUAGUGAAUUUGAAACAUUGUAUGCUCAACUCUGGUCUCCUGAAAAGCACUCAACCUCAUUCUUCUGAUGGGAAUAAGAAUCCUAUCGAGUUUGUCAGAACUGAAUUGGAAGAAGAAAGAAAUAGAGCGGUUUUACCUCAAUCAUUAUCUCCAGGUGGAACGAAGAAUAAGUAUAAAGAGGUAAUUGAUCUGGACGGACACAGAAAAUUCAAUGAAAUGGCUCAUCAAAAUCGUCUGAAGAGAGCUGGCGAAAACUUAUUCUUUAAACCUGAACUCGUAGCAACCUCGACAAAUAUGAUCAAAUCAGAAAUGUCACUGAAAAUCUUAGCAAGUGAAUGUCACAUGACUUUACGUGGUAUUAAAAGCGCAGAGAUAGACAAAAGGCAAUCUAAUUAUCCUUCUCCUGAUGCUUCCAUUCAAGAUCCUAUUGUGGUUACUAAGUGGGUUGAUUACUCCAAUAAACACGGAUUCGCAUAUCAGUUAUCUACUGAUGAUAUUGGUGUUCUAUUUAACAACGGAACGACUGUUUUGAAGCUAGCAGAUGCAGAAGAAUUUUGGUAUAUUAAUUAUGAUGCUAAGGAGGGAUGGGUGGCAAGUCAUUACAAAUUAGAGUCCAAACCUAUUGAAUUAACGAGGCACUUGGAGGUGGUUGAUUUUUUCGCAAACUAUAUGAACUCCAAUUUGAGUAGGAUUUCAACGCUGGUACGUGAAACUUACCAUAAGGACGAUGUUUUCUUGAGAAGAUACACCCGUUAUAAGCAAUUUGUUAUGUUCGAAUUAAGCGACGGAACAUUCCAAUUUAACUUUAAAGAUCAUAAUAAGUUUGCAUUAUCACAUGGUGGUAAACUUCUAACUUUUAUUUCUCCCGAUAGGAAAACCGUUACACUGCAACUAUCAAGGGUUUUACUUGAUGGUUAUGUUAAUGGGUUCCCUAGUAUUGAUAUAUUCGAGAAACUAGAGUUGAUGAAAGAAGGCUUAAGGGACAAAGCUAGCGUGUUAUCCAUUCAUUAA
Messenger RNA from Kluyveromyces marxianus DMKU3-1042, 2115 nucleotides. It is a transcript of the gene CDC5, whose product is annotated as polo kinase CDC5. The record is from RefSeq and is a predicted model, not a curated record. Gene Ontology annotation, biological process: protein phosphorylation; regulation of cytokinesis; regulation of protein localization to mitotic spindle pole body. Bases 1 to 2115 code for a protein of 704 amino acids. The transcript has a single exon. Gene Ontology annotation, molecular function: protein binding; protein kinase activity; ATP binding. Lineage: Eukaryota; Fungi; Ascomycota; Saccharomycetes; Saccharomycetales; Saccharomycetaceae. Gene Ontology annotation, cellular component: spindle pole body; centrosome; spindle pole.